Molecule: messenger RNA, 549 nt
Organism: Puccinia triticina
Lineage: Eukaryota; Fungi; Basidiomycota; Pucciniomycetes; Pucciniales; Pucciniaceae
Exons: 5
Coding region: 1-549 (182 amino acids)
Source: RefSeq, a predicted model, not a curated record
AUGGUACUGCAUCAGCCAUUGCAGCCAGUUGUCUCUUCAGCCUCCCACAUCCCGGAUCUGGUCUGCAGGACCCCCAAACCCGCCACCACCGCCACCGCCUCCUCAGAGCGUUUCUUCCGAACAACACCACAGCCAAUAACACUCCACCCUCAAGGAUGUCCCUGGUACAAGUCAUCGCUGCACAUCGAGAACAGUGAGAACCACAUGAAGAAGUUUGUAAGGAUGACAUCGAAUACGAAGACGGCGAUCACAAGCCACCAACAGUACCAUUUGGCGGGACUGACGGAGCGCGAGGUCGAUCCAGAGCCAUUGGUUGGUCUCCAAGUGCUGGUUCGAAAAGGCGCACCACUCGGGCCUUGUGGCGCAGCCGGAGGCGAUAAGUUCAUCCGGGACCGCUUCGUGUUCUUCAGCAACUACGACUCGCGCAAGGCGGGCGAGCUGCCCAAGAUUGUCUCCGCCGCCGAACAGUUUGACGACCAAGCAACCGUCCCGAAAGGCGACGCCAUGGCCAAGGGCUACUUCCACUCCUAUCAGACCAACCCAUCUUAA